Ricinus communis (castor bean) is the source of this 1278-nucleotide messenger RNA. RefSeq names its product peroxidase 60. Gene Ontology annotation, cellular component: plant-type cell wall; plasmodesma. The transcript has 4 exons. The record is from RefSeq and is a predicted model, not a curated record. Bases 196 to 1182 code for a protein of 328 amino acids. Lineage: Eukaryota; Viridiplantae; Streptophyta; Magnoliopsida; Malpighiales; Euphorbiaceae. Gene Ontology annotation, biological process: response to oxidative stress; hydrogen peroxide catabolic process. Gene Ontology annotation, molecular function: heme binding; peroxidase activity.
CAACCUUACUGUUGGCACAGAAAAUUUAAGGUCUUUCCUCGGUUUUUUUUAAUUUAUUUUAUUUGUUUUCAAGUUUUGGUCCAAGCUUCUUGGUGGCAGAGAGAAUCUAAGGUCGUUCCUAAUUUCUUUUUUACUUCUUCUGGAUCCUUUUGAAAUGAGAGAAGGAGAUGCCAACAUUUUAUCUUUACCCUAAGGAUGAUAAUGAUAGUCAAGGCAGCACUUCUCAUAUUAGCUCUUGGGCUCUUUCUAGGAAACUUGGCAGGCUUGUGCAAUGGUGCCCUGCAAGUAGGAUUUUAUAGUGGCAAAUGUGGGUUUGCGGAUGUGGAGGCUAUAGUUGCUGGUGUUGUCACUCCACAAUUCUUUAAAGAUCCUACUAUUGUGGCUGCACUCCUACGUUUGCAGUUUCAUGAUUGCUUUGUUAAUGGAUGUGAUGCAUCACUACUUUUAGAUGGACGUAGUAGCGAAAAAACAGCCCCACCAAAUCUGAGCGUUAGGGGAUAUGAUAUCAUAGAUCAAGCAAAAACUGCGGUGGAGAGAGCUUGCCCUGGUGUCGUCUCUUGUGCUGAUCUCAUUGCAAUUGCUACAAGAGAUGUUGUUUUCUUGAGUGGUGGAGGAAGGUAUAAUGUUCAAACAGGAAGAAGGGAUGGUUUAAUUUCUGCAGGUCAAAAUGUGAGUAUCCUAGGACCUAAGGCUUCAGUGCCUGAAGCUGUUGCAGCUUUUGCUGAAAUAGGACUCAAUACCACAGACAUGGUACUUCUUCUAGGUGCUCAUUCAGUUGGAGUUACUCAUUGUUCCCUAAUCAAAGACCGUCUCUACGAUUUUGAAGGCAGUGGAAAUCCUGAUCCACUCAUGGAUCCUUUCCUAGUUAAUCUAUUGAGAUUUAGAUGUCCUCAGUUUCCUGCAAUAGACAACACAGUCAACCUUGAUCAGAAUCCAUUCAGUCCAUUCUUUAUGGAUGUGUCAUACUAUCAGAAUAUAAUGAUGCACAGAGGCAUUCUCCAAAUAGAUCAAGAGCUUGGAAUGGAUCCAUUGACUAUGCCCAUUGUCAGAAAUUUAGCUGGUGAAUUUGAUUUCCCGACAAGGUUUGGUGCUGCCAUGGUUAAAUUGGGUACUAUUGGAGUUCUUACUGAUAAACAAGGAGAGAUUAGGAGAUCGUGUAGAGCUACUAAUAAUGAAACCUGAACUCUUUCCAUUUUAGCAGUUUGCUUCUUGUAUAAGGAAUAAUCAAAUUGUAAGAAAUUGUUAAAACAAAUACAAAUGUUCAACAUUGUAUUCAAA